Messenger RNA from Orbilia oligospora ATCC 24927, 1890 nucleotides. RefSeq lists its product as uncharacterized. Lineage: Eukaryota; Fungi; Ascomycota; Orbiliomycetes; Orbiliales; Orbiliaceae. The coding region runs from base 1 to 1890 and encodes 629 amino acids. The record is from RefSeq and is a predicted model, not a curated record. Gene Ontology annotation, molecular function: protein binding. The transcript has 2 exons.
AUGCCCAUCCGCGGUUUCCCGUUCUUCGACACAUUGGACGAUUUAUUUACAGAAUCAGACACCUCGGAGACUUCGAAAGAGUCCGCCCAUAUUACAUCUCUUCCACAAGAACUCGUCGACGAAAUUUUGAGGAUGUUGUCAAUCCGUGACGUUGUGUCCAUGAGACGUUCCUGCCGGAAGCUUAGUAUUAUGGGUCGACAUAAUUUGAUGUGUAGGCUCACAGUUUCUCGGAAAUAUCAUUGGACUAGAAUAGACCUCGAGGCAUUGCUUUUCUUUGCAAAAGAGAGUUGUCGCAACUUUGAUCCGAGCUUGAGGUUGCGCCAUCUUGUGAUCGAGGUUUACCCACCCUACAUCGACCCCUCACCCCAGCUCCCAACUCAGGUCCCAAUUACUGAAGAUGAACUGAGAAGCUUCCAUCAGAUAUUAAACCGGGCAUAUGAUGCCUACCCAUCCGAGACGAGAUGCUCAGAAGAUCUGGAGGGUUUAUUCGCAGAAGCGAUUAUGUUAUUGCCGGAUAUUGAACGUAUCGAUAUCGCAAACCCAGGCAGUCAUACUCUUCUAUCCGGCAAAGUCGUCCUAUCUCAUUACCGAGAAUACAUACUAAAGGCAUUCUGCGAUUCGCACGACUUCGGGAUGUCUUCAGAGUACCGGCACCGGAUAGCAAAACAAUUUCUGAAGUUCUAUCGACAAUAUGACGGGUCACAGACAACUCCAGAUGGGAUCAUCACUCGCAAAUACCAGAACCUUAAACCCGACUUCGCCUCGACCGUAUUCAGGAGUGUUCUAAAAAGCUUCAGAGUGUUUAAGUCCGAUAAACCCAAGCUCACCUCAUUAUGUUACCUCAGAACAGAUCGGAGGGAUGGAUUUAUUCCAAAUCGUUGGUUCCGAAACGAUAUUGACGGCAGCGAAUAUAUAAGGGUAGAUUUCUACCAGCCGGUAAUAUCAAAUCUGAACAAUCUGGUGGUGCAUUUUCAAAGACCACCAUUAACCGAUAUAUUUCAUGUCAAACGCUCGGUAGAACGGAUCACAUCUUAUCAAAAAAAUGUUGCUAAAUUCAUUCUCCACCCGCGUCAGUUGGUUGGGCUUUCUAUUGUUUUUAACGACAUCGCUUGGACAGAGGAGAUAAAGCUCUCUGAUGAACUACAUCUACCAUAUGUUCCCUCGAUCCGACUCAUUUCUCUCAGUGCGACUGAGGGUCAUCUUCUGUUCCUUCGAAACUUUCAUCUCGACACGCUUGCUUUCAAGAGCGACGAUAUCAUAAAAUUCCUCGUCGACCGAAAAGGAACCCUUGCCGACGUCAAGUUUGUGAAUUGUGCGCUCCAAGCCCCACGUCAGUCCUGGCAACCUGUUUUCGGGGCUCUAGCGUUACUGUCAUUAUCCUUGUUUAAUUACAGCUCGACCGAUGCGCGUAUGGCCGAAAAGAGAGACGAAAGGGGUGUAUCAUAUUGCCCCACCGCGAUUUCGUGGUUUAGAGUGGAGGGGAAGAUAGCGACUGAGGAACACUACUGUGAGCUAUUACCAAACGGCUACUGGACGCGUGCGCCAGAAUUUAAGGAGAACCCGCUGAUGCAGACCAACUACGAAAAUGCUAUGAAGGCUAUCCAAGUGAUGGAAUCAGUUGUUAUAUUAGGAAAGCCAGUGCAAACUCACUUAGAAGCUUACGUUCAGAAAAACGCUACCCUUCAACAUCCUGGGUGUGUGAUGCCGUACCGGCCUCUAAAGGGCCGGUGGGAGGAGGGCCCCGAGGAGUACUAUAAGCUCCUCCCAAUAAAUCCGGGUUUGGUGGCGCUUACGCUUAUUUUUAUGAGAAGAAUAAUGGCGGCCGGGUUCGACUAUGACGACCCACUUCUAAAUAUUGGGCGGCCACCAUUGGAGGAUUUGGACGGAUAG